AUGGGGCCGCAAAACCAGAGUGCUGUGGCAGAGUUCAUCCUCCUGGGCCUCGCAGAAGGGAUGCUUGCCGAAACCGCCCUUUUCCUCCUCUUCCUGGCAGCCUACCUGGUGACCCUGGCGGGGAACGGCACGAUGGCAGUGCUGAUCGUCACUGAGUGCCGCCUGCACACCCCCAUGUACUUCUUCCUUCUCCACCUGUCGCUGCUGGACCUCUGCUACUCCUCAGUCACAGUCCCACAGAUGCUGACGCACCUCCUUUCCAGGCACAGAGCCAUCCCCUUUGCCCACUGUGCCUUCCAGAUGUGCAUCUUCCUGGCUUUCGGGAUGGCCGAGUGCGUGCUGCUGGGCAUCAUGGCCUACGACCGCUACGUGGCCAUCUGCCACCCCUUGCGCUACCCCGAGAUCAUGAGCCGGCGCUUCUGCAGCCGGGGGGCAGGCGCUGCCUGGGCGAGCGGCUCCCUCAGCUCCCUCAUUGUCAGCGCCUUUGCCCUGCGCCUGCCCUACCAUGGCCAGAACCACAUCAACCACUUCUUCUGCGAGGUCCCUGCGGUGAUCCGACUGGCGUCGGCCGACUACACUGAGGCAGAGGCAGCUGUCUUUGUCUUCGGCUCCCUCCUGCUGCUUCUGCCCUUCCUCCUCAUCGCCACCUCUUAUGCCCACAUCGGGGUGGCCAUCUGGCGCAUCCGCUUGGCUGCAGGUCGCCGGCGGGCCGCCUCGACCUGCACCGCGCACCUCCUAGUGGUGAGCCUCUUCUAUGGCACGGCGCUCUUUGCCUACAUGAGGCCCAGCUCAGCCAGCUCGGCGACAGGCCAGGGGAAGGCUGCAUCUGUUUUCUACGCUGUGGUGACCCCUAUGAUGAACCCUCUCAUCUACAGCCUUCGAAACAAGGAGGUGAAGGAUGCCUUAAGGAAAUUAUUGAGUCGGAAAAUAUUCUCACCAGAGACAUGA
This is a messenger RNA of Varanus komodoensis (Komodo dragon), 948 nucleotides long. RefSeq names its product olfactory receptor 2D2-like. The record is from RefSeq and is a predicted model, not a curated record. Gene Ontology annotation, biological process: G protein-coupled receptor signaling pathway. The coding region runs from base 1 to 948 and encodes 315 amino acids. NCBI's taxonomy places the organism in Eukaryota, Metazoa, Chordata, Lepidosauria, Squamata, Varanidae. Gene Ontology annotation, cellular component: membrane. Gene Ontology annotation, molecular function: olfactory receptor activity; G protein-coupled receptor activity. The transcript has a single exon.